This is a messenger RNA of Baudoinia panamericana UAMH 10762, 620 nucleotides long. RefSeq lists its product as uncharacterized. The transcript has a single exon. Bases 337 to 552 code for a protein of 71 amino acids. NCBI's taxonomy places the organism in Eukaryota, Fungi, Ascomycota, Dothideomycetes, Mycosphaerellales, Teratosphaeriaceae. The record is from RefSeq and is a predicted model, not a curated record.
GUAGAAGAGCAAUCUGGAAGCAAAGACAGCCUUCAUCUCACGCGUCACAACCAAUGGCUGCAUAACCUGAAAAGCAAGCACUGCUUGAGACGUAGGGAGCUUCACUGCGGCCGAACGAGUGUGGCUGCAUCUUAACUAUCGCACUGCAUGUGCAUCACCCUACCAGUCUUUGCUGGGACGGGACCUGGUCUGCGGCUCAGUAACUCUUCGAAAGUUGACUGUGCGGCACAGCGGCGAGUAUGAGCAUUGCUCAAUUGAGACGUCAGAUCGUACCACAAUACUUGCUCUGCUCUUCGUAGAUGUCCUUAACAGCAUGGACAGAUUGACUAGUGGAAGAUGACUAGACUGUCGAACGAGGCACGCUUCUGGAACUGUUCCCUCACCUGCGGACCACGUGUGGUGGGGAGCAUUAGCCGCACUGCUGCCGCCAAUAGACGCGGUUUCGUAUCUGAUCAGCGAACUGUGAUCGGCACGCGGGCGAUCGUACUGAGCUGCCGUGCGUUUGGUCUGGCGGUGCUGGAGCUGUGUCUGAUGGGAGAACAGACAAAAUGAGAAGCUUGCUAUAGUUAUGCACUCGCAUCGAAUUUGUCGGCAAACUAGAGCUCUUUUCUAGUGGGGUG